AUGACUAGAAGAUCGGACCCAGAUAAGUUCAGUGUGACCAAAGAUGCUUUGGUCCCGGGCGUUUUCUUUGCUCUACUUGUGCGAUGGUGCGUUGCGGCAUAUCCUUACUCUGGAUACAAGAAGCCCCCUAUGUACGGGGAUUACGAGGCCCAGCGACAUUGGCAAGAGAUAACGGUGCACACGCCAGCGGCGAAAUGGUACCAUAACACCAGUCAAAACGAUCUAGAAUAUUGGGGGCUGGAUUAUCCGCCUUUGACUGCAUAUCAUAGCCUUCUCAUGGGCUUAGUUGCUGACUGGCUGGACCCUGAAUCUGUUCGACUUUUCGCUUCGAGAGGUUAUGAAAGUGAAUCCCAUAAAAUGUUCAUGAGGUGGACAGUGUUCCUUAGUGAUUUGUACUUUUACAUAACUGCUGUUUUGUGCAUAUGCAUAGAUGCUGAACGCGUGAAGCAGAAAGAUGUUAAAUUAGUGUUUAAGAGGACUGAUUUGUCAUCAAUACUGAUAUUGUUGUUGGUGAAUUCAGUCCUUCAAGAGGAGCUGAAGACAAUCCACGCGUUCACCCAGAAGACGAUGACAGUGGAACAGUGGAAAGCACAAUCAUAA
Molecule: messenger RNA, 600 nt
Organism: Chilo suppressalis (striped riceborer)
Lineage: Eukaryota; Metazoa; Arthropoda; Insecta; Lepidoptera; Crambidae
Source: the annotation of a GenBank genome assembly